CUUUCUUUCAUCCCCCACCAUUCUCUAAUAUAUUUCUAAUUCAUCAUGUCCGAGAUCAAGGUCUUCUCCAAAGCCGACUUGGCUCAGCAUGCCACCAGAGACAGCCUUUACCUUGCUAUCGCAGGGAAAGUCUAUGACUGCACCAGCUUUGUUGAUGAGCACCCUGGUGGAGAGGAAGUUAUGUUUGAUGAAGCAGGCAAGGAUGCCACCGAAUCUUUUGAAGAUGUUGGACAUUCCGAGGAGGCUCGUGAGCUUCUGCAAAAGAUGUAUAUUGGAGAAUACAAGAACGACGAUUCUUCACAGAAGACCAAGGCUCCUUCGAUGACCCCGAAGCCUAUUCCUGCAAGUGACAACUCGGAGUCUGGAAGCGGCACCCCGUACAUUCUUGGACUGGCUAUUAUUGCAGGCGCAGUCCUCUGGAAGUUCUUGCUUUAAAAAAGAAAAAAAAAAAAUCUUGUGCUCGCGCUCAAACAUUCUUUGUCAUAGAAAAUCAUUUAUCUCUGUUUGAACAUACAAAUAUGAACGUAAAUAAAUAAAGCAAUAGACAAC
Lobosporangium transversale is the source of this 549-nucleotide messenger RNA. RefSeq names its product cytochrome b5-like heme/steroid binding domain-containing protein. Gene Ontology annotation, molecular function: heme binding. Lineage: Eukaryota; Fungi; Mortierellomycota; Mortierellomycetes; Mortierellales; Mortierellaceae. The transcript is spliced from 4 exons. The coding region runs from base 46 to 435 and encodes 129 amino acids. Gene Ontology annotation, cellular component: intracellular membrane-bounded organelle; endoplasmic reticulum membrane. The record is from RefSeq and is a predicted model, not a curated record.